This is a messenger RNA of Linum tenue, 1196 nucleotides long. The record is from the annotation of a GenBank genome assembly. NCBI's taxonomy places the organism in Eukaryota, Viridiplantae, Streptophyta, Magnoliopsida, Malpighiales, Linaceae.
CCAGACUUAAGCUCCAUUCUAAUUUUUAGCUUUGCUCAUUCAUCGACCAAAACCAUCUCUGUUUUCCCCUGUUUCUAUUUUCCAGCCUCCCCUGUUCUCUCUGCCUCAGCUGUUUUUAUUUUUUACUCUUCCCCUGCUCCUUGACAAAAUGCGGGCUGACAUAUCUUCGUGGAUGUGGUUUCUGUUCACGUUAGCCGUGAUACUCGCCGCGGUUUCUCCGUCGUCGUCGACAGUGAGCUUGUUAACUACUAAUGUUCUCCAUUGGGAGAUGUCGCGGCUUCCUAAUAUGGAUCAACUCAGAGCUCAGGACCUAGCCACGCAUGCCCGUCUGUUUAGCGGUGUCCCCGACUUAUAUGUCUUCGGAUCCGCCGUUCCCGGCCUCUACGGGAUUUACUACACGAAAGUCAAGCUGGGCUCUCCUCCUCAAGAGUUCAGCUUGCAGAUAGAUACGGGCAGUGAUCUGCUUUGUGUCAACGCCAAAUCUUGUGCUAACUGCCCACGCUCCAGCAGUUUCACGGUUAUUGAUGUUGUGGUCUCACCAUCCGCGACUCGUAUAACAAACGAGGGAUGCCAGUGUUACUUAAUUAGUUCCAGUGUAUCUCAAGUAUUUCCUGUAUCGAGCUUUAAUUUUGCCAACCACGCUUCUCUCAUAUUAAAACCAACAGACCACCUUCAUCAAUCCUUUAUGGAUUUUGGUGGUAUGUGGUGCAAUAGGCUUGGUGCAGAAGUCAGGAGUGACUAUCUUAGGAGAUCUUGUUCUAAAAGACAAGAUUUUCGUGUACGAUUUGGUCCAUCAGUAGAUUGGAUGGACCAACUACAACGGCUUGAAGGCACCAAAUGUCUAUGUUCCUAAACACCCAAGCUAAAGUUGUUCUACUGACAUGCCGAUGCCGUUGAUGUUGCUGCCUCUAGCAAUAUGCAUCAUUCUCUUCUUACAAAUAUCACCGGUGAUUGAGAUCAAGACAAUGUAACUUAUUGUUCAUUACGAAGGAGAUUGGUAUUUUAGGUAUCUUAUCCAUGUAGCAUCUAUACAUUCUCUGAACGAGAUUAUCAAUGAUUUAUUCCUCCUCGUUACCCUUAUUCGUGGCCUUGUUAUGGUGUGAGCUACUAAUGAGACGGGAGUGUGCCAUUUGGCAGGAUGUUAUAGUAGUACAAAUAAAACAUUACCUUGUUUGUGAUUUAGAUUAGAAAAGAAG